UUAGAACUUGAACUAUUGGUUCCAUAUCUUGGGAACUAUAUUCAUCCCUCCCAGCACUGUAUACUCUCUCUAAUAGGAGAAUGGAAUCACAAGGAUAUGUUGGUUGCAAAGCAGAUUCCUAAAACCAAGAUUAUUCUGAAUGAAGACGACACCCGCGGACUGAAACAAGGAGAUGGAUUAGAUACUUGUCAUCUUACUAUAACAAAUGAUAAAACAGAUCAGGAAUUUUAAUUGUUUAUUUCUCAAAAACUUUAUGAAUUGUUUUAUUUAAAUUUUAUUCAUAAUUAUUUUAAAAAUUAUAUCAGGGGAAAACUCAGCGGAAUACACUUUGUCUCUCAAGAAGACCAACUGAUUGCGUUUACAUAAUUCUGAAAGGAGAAGAUAAAAAAAUAGGAUACAAUGAAUCAACAUUGGAAGUUGUGAGAAAAGGAAAUAUAAGUUUUCUGAAUCUAUUUUUCCCUGGUUGCGGAGAAACUUACAGGGGUGUGAGUAUUUUCAACUACAAAAACAAUCGAACCACAAGGAAUUUACGUCUGAAAAUAAAGCAUUUCUGCCAAAUCAAGGGAGUUCCCAGGGGUAGAGUUGACUCCCUACAGUCAGGGGAUUUGAACAAUCACAAACUGAAUGUAGAACAUUACCCCAUGCUCUGGUAUUAUAGGAACUCCUACAACGGAACGGAUAGUAAGGGGGAGGUCAUCCCUUCUGGUCCUUCAUAUUCAACUUUUUACGUUUUUGCGAACAAAUUUGGAUUUGAAUAUAACUUGAACCCGGCAUGGGAAUGUACUGCUGAAAGUGAAUCAGUUUACAGUGACAGUUGUAGGAAAAUUAUAGAUGGGGAGGUAUUUAUGUACAUCGAACAUGCCAAUGUAUUGUACUAUGGAUCUGGAAAAGGCGAAUAUUUCUCUAAAGUGAAUCUGAUUCCAAUCAUAAACUCUGGAGUUACACUAAUUUGCCCUCUACCAGCUAAAUUAACAAACAUGAUGCAGAUUCUCAAUAUAUUCACAUUUCGGGUUUGGCUGGCAGUUUUUGGAGCAACUGUUCUAUCUGUUCUAUUCCUUUACUUAUUGCUGUUCUUAGAUUCAACCUUGUUGAAUUAUGAUAUGAAUAUAUCCCUUCCUAACAUUUUUUUGUACUUCUUUGGCGCGUACUUUCAAGAACCCCUAACCAGCAGAUUAAGAAAAGGGAAAAGAUUUGUGCAGUGUUUCCAGUUUUUUUGGUUGCUCUAUACUUUCUUUAUUGUUGCUGCCUGGCAAUGUGACCUAAGGGCAAACCUGAUGGCAACUGAAUAUGAACCAGAAAUAUCUUCUAUGGCCCAGAUGGCAGACAAAUCAAAUUUUGUGCUGCAUCAAACUAGAGACUUUAUGUUUGAAGAAAUCCAUAGCCAGAAAGAAAUCGACAAACUCAAGGCCGAACAGAGAUAUAUUGUACGAAAGUAAGAAAUUAUUGCUUUGUUGGGUCAGGUGGUUCAUGUGAAGAGGAUUUAGCCUGCUUAUUAACAGUCUCAUCAAUUUCUAAGACAGGGUCAACUUUGAAGUGUUGCAAUAGCGAGGGCUUUGAUCAUACUGCUUUAACUCACUUAUGCUUUUAUGUAGCCCUUUACAUGUACAUUUUAGCACUAUAACCCACUUGUUGUCAGGUUUGG
Messenger RNA from Eurytemora carolleeae, 1642 nucleotides. RefSeq lists its product as uncharacterized. Lineage: Eukaryota; Metazoa; Arthropoda; Copepoda; Calanoida; Temoridae. The transcript is spliced from 17 exons. Bases 642 to 1436 code for a protein of 264 amino acids. The record is from RefSeq and is a predicted model, not a curated record.